ACAUGCAGACGCAGGGCUUUCUACUCUCCUUUGCUCUGAUGGUAGCGGGAGGAUUGGCUGGGUCAGGUUGGAGUGAAUCUUCAAUAACCACAUACGAAUCCUCCGAGGUUACACCGGAACCCAGCGAUGACAUUUCUAAAAUAACUGGAACUCCUACGGUGAUGCCCAUUCCUCCCGGGGGGAGUAAGGAGUCCUUCGAGUUGUCUCCCUCCCCUAGCAUAGAGGGGUCUGUAGACGCAGAAUUGGCACUGACCACCUUUUCUGGGUCGGGGGAGUCUGAAGGCUUUGAAUUGGAAUCGAUUCCCUCUCCUGACCCAGGGGAAUCCAGAGACUUGGAUUUCACAUUAAAGUUGGGGAUUCCAGUAGUGCUACUGAUUUUACUCUCUCUGCUGACUGUUUCCCUGGUAAGGUGCCAUAACAGAAGAAAAUCCAAGCAAGUGCCCUCCAGCCAGGGAUCCCAGAAUGCUCUACAAACAUAUGAUCUGGGAAGUGAAAAUAUUAAAAGCCCUAUUUUUGAGGAAGAUACACCUUCGGUUAUGGAAAUAGAAAUGGAAGAGCUUGAUAAGUGGAUGAAUUCCAUCAAUAAAAAUGCUGAAUGUGAAUGUUUGCCCACAUUACAAGAAGAAAAGGAAUCAAACAACCACCCAAGUGACAAUGAAUCCUGAAUGCUGCUGACAUUUUCCAGAGGAAGCUGCACCUCAGGGAGUCUGGAAAUGCUGCCAAUUGAGGGCGAAGUGGAUGUGAAUUGAAUUAAUCUCCAACCACUGCAGAUAUAAGAACUUUUUGCCGCUUCUUGGAGCAUUCCGUCUUUAGGUGAUGAGCAUUACCAAGACUCUCCAGAAAGAAGCAGCGCAACACAAUGCAGAAAGCCCGGUGCAGCCCCACAAUUUUCCAGGGAAAUUCUCUGGCACCUACCCCUCCAAACAGCCGGUGCCCUCCUUCUCUCCCAGACCUUGGUUUGCUGUGGCAAGAAGGGCCAAAUCGUGUGUCUCCACUGAAAGCCCCCUGUUCCCUCUGUCUUGAAAUCCUUCAUGAUUUGCAUCGUGGUGGUUGCAUUUUCACAACUUCUUUUUGAAUAAUGUUGUUACUUCAAGUGUGCAGGGAACUUGUCCUCAUCGUGUAUGAACUUCCCUGGGCAGAAUCAGCACUUUUAAAAUGAGGAAACCCCUUUAGGCUAGUAACAAAUGUUCUAUCUCCCAAGGGGACUCAGUGAAACCCUGCCCUUCCCAACAGACUGCCUCCAGUUAUAAGCUUCUUGAUUGGAGAUGGACCUCUCAGAGGCUCUUGGGAAGAACUCAAGGUGUAACACUGUGAGACUCUACCUUUUAAAUUCUGCUCCCAAUUACUCUCUCCCGCUCUUAUCUCUCUUUUACUUGCUAUCUCUUUCUCUAUUCUCUCUCUAUCUCACUCUAUUUUAUCCCAACCCACCCCUCUCUCCCUCUUUCUCUCUGGACUGGGAAAAUACUUGAACGGGUUGCAUCAAAAACAAAGAGACACUUUCUAGGUCAAAUGCAGUGGGCCAGUUUAUCAUCUACCAAAAACCUGACCCUUCCCCCUAUAGCAUUCUGGCAAACACCUGUUUUUUCACUUGCCUAGAGUAAGUAACAGUUUCAGGUAGAGGACUGGUAAAGAUUGUGGCAUGCAUUUAAUUUAUUCUCUACUUGCUCCCUGAAGUCAAGUGAGCUGAGGAGCUGGUCUACUCUGGGCCCUUGUUUGAACAACUCUCUUAAGGUAUAAAACAGCAGCUGGCCUGAAGGCUUGCAUAGGCAAGAGUCUGAAUCCAUUGCCCCGUAGAGAGUUCAGAGGCAGAGAGACAUUAACAGUUAUUUGGUUUGGCAAUGGUGAAGGCCCUGUCCCCAUUUUUACCACCUCAGAGAAAAUACUGUCAGCCUUAUCCAGCCUCCUUUGAGAACUCCCCUGCCUCAGACCAAGCACAGAUUCUCGGAUGUGAGCAAGUCUAUCUGUUUGGCAGGUGGCAUUUGGGGCUUCUGAAGCCCCUACCCUCCAUUCUUUUGGCAACUUCCAGAGUCCAGGCAAACUCACUGCUGGGGGAGGGAAGCAGAGCUCAGCUUCUCCCAGGCCAUCUGUAGGCAUGUCUGAGCCCACAGACUCCCGGCCAAAAUUCCAUGACAUCCCAGACUCAAACAAAACUCAUUCACCCAAUCCCCAAACAUUCUUGCAACAUUCACUGCUUGCCAGGCCCCUUUGGUUUGAGUGCAAGGGGGGCGGGUCAUACUUGUGGAUUCAGGAAAUUCUUUGGAGAAACCAAAGUUAGUUUUGCCCCUUGCAGACAGUCUCUUUUUUUGAGGUUCUCUAUUUGGUUUCUAUGCCGCUCGGUCCAGGAAUGGAUUUGGCUAGAGAAGCAGCGUGGCUCAGCGGAAAGAGCAUGGGCUUUGGAGUCAGAGGUCAUGGGUUCA
Molecule: messenger RNA, 2417 nt
Organism: Tachyglossus aculeatus (Australian echidna)
Lineage: Eukaryota; Metazoa; Chordata; Mammalia; Monotremata; Tachyglossidae
Gene: TMEM154
Product: transmembrane protein 154
Exons: 7
Coding region: 3-665 (220 amino acids)
Source: RefSeq, a predicted model, not a curated record